Messenger RNA from Peronospora matthiolae, 369 nucleotides. Lineage: Eukaryota; Oomycota; Peronosporomycetes; Peronosporales; Peronosporaceae. The record is from the annotation of a GenBank genome assembly.
AUGAAUGUCAAGCGCGCCGAAUUCCUCCUGGGAAGCGGAAAUUAUUUCCACUGGGAGUUUAAUAUGAGGAUGACGCUCGCCAGGAAAGGGCUGCUGGUGCAUGUGGAGGUGGUCAAGGAGGAGAGUGAGAUGAUCAAAGCUUGGCUAGUGAACGACGCGAAGGCUCUCGGCAUCAUCGCGCAGGGUGUGGAGCUACAACACUGGACAAAGAUCCUCUCAUCUACGCAUGCGAAUCAUGCGUGGGCAACGCUUGGGGAGCUAUACAAUAGAUCUACACCACACAAUCGGGUCACGAUGACACGGCGCCUCCACGAAGAUAAGAUGGAUGCUGAAGCGGCCAUGGCAAAGCAUUUAAACGCCUUCGACUAG